Aspergillus heteromorphus CBS 117.55 is the source of this 12224-nucleotide messenger RNA. Its product is annotated as putative hybrid NRPS/PKS enzyme. The record is from RefSeq and is a predicted model, not a curated record. The transcript is spliced from 8 exons. Gene Ontology annotation, biological process: secondary metabolite biosynthetic process; fatty acid biosynthetic process. Lineage: Eukaryota; Fungi; Ascomycota; Eurotiomycetes; Eurotiales; Aspergillaceae. Bases 1 to 12114 code for a protein of 4037 amino acids. Gene Ontology annotation, molecular function: phosphopantetheine binding; fatty acid synthase activity; 3-oxoacyl-[acyl-carrier-protein] synthase activity.
AUGGCACCCCACCAGACACCACAGGAACCCAUUGCCAUCGUCGGCAGUGGAUGUCGAUUCCCAGGCGAAAGCAGCUCACCAUCAAAGCUCUGGGAACUGCUGAAAGCCCCUCGCGAUGUGCAGACCGAAAUCCCUCCUACCCGAUUUAAUCCUCAUGCUUUCUAUCAUCCCGACAACCUGCACCAUGGCACCAGCAAUGUUCGCCAUUCCUACCUGCUUACCGAGGAUCAUCGCCACUUCGAUGCUCAGUUCUUUGGUAUCAAGCCCGCGGAGGCUCACUGUAUCGACCCGCAGCAGCGCCUGCUCAUGGAGACCGUCUAUGAAUCUCUAGAAUCAGCCGGUUUGCGAUUGGAAGAUCUGCGUGGCUCCGAGACAGCUGUCUAUGUGGGACUGAUGUGCGGCGAUUAUGCCGAUAUCGUGGUGCGCGAUCCAGAGUCCUUCCCCAUGUAUCUGUCCACCGGAACCGCCCGGAGUAUCAUGUCCAACCGUGUUUCCUACUUCUUCGAUUGGCAUGGUCCCUCGAUGACUAUCGACACCGCGUGCUCUUCCAGUCUGGUGGCUGUUCACGAGGCGGUGCAGACCCUUCGUGCUGGCCGUUCUCGUGUGGCUGUGGCGGCUGGAUCAAAUUUGUGUCUGGGUCCCGAGCCCUAUAUCGCCGAAAGUAAGCUGCAGAUGCUGUCGCCCACCGGUCGCAGUCGCAUGUGGGAUAGCCAAGCAGACGGAUACGCUCGUGGUGAUGGUGUUGCAGCGGUAGUCCUCAAGACCUUGAGCGCUGCCUUGGCCGAUGGCGACCACAUCGAAUGUUUGGUCCGCGAGACGGGCGUGAACCAAGACGGACGCACCCGAGGUAUCACCAUGCCUAGCUCUGAGGCCCAAACUCGCCUGAUUCAAGACACCUACGCCCGCGCGGGCCUCGACCCCCUGAAGCCGGAGGAGCGUUGCCAAUAUUUCGAAGCCCAUGAAGGAACCGGUACCCCGACUGGAGAUCCUCUGGAGGCUGCUGCCAUCCGAGAGGCUUUCUUUCCUGGCGAUAACAACCAGGAUCGUGGAAGUCUCUUCGUUGGCUCCAUUAAAACCGUAGUCGGUCAUACAGAAGGAACGGCUGGGUUGGCGGGUGUCCUCAAGGCUUCGCUGGCUCUGCGCAACGGCACAAUCCCUCCCAAUCUGCUGUUCAACCAACUCAACCCAAAAAUCCAACCAUUCUACACGAAUUUGGAGAUCGCUACUGCCGCCAAACCGUGGCCUGUGCUCCCCGCCGGCGUUCCUCGUCGUGCCAGUAUCAACAGCUUUGGCUUUGGAGGUACUAACGCCCAUGCGAUCAUCGAGGCCUAUGAGCCUGCAAUCACUGCUCCCUCUAAAUCGAACGAGACCGACAUUGCAUUCACACCAUUUGUCUUCUCCGCAGCGUCUGAGAAUGCUCUCCGACGCAUGUUGGAGUCCUACGCCCAGUACCUGAGCAAGACCCCCACCAUCAAGGCCCGCGAUUUGGGCUGGACCUUACAAGCUCGCCGUUCACGAUUCCCCUUCUCGACCGUCAUCUCAGGCGCAACGACCGAUCGACUCCGGUCCAACCUUCAGACGCGAUUGAAUGGCACUGAUGCCAAGCAACAACUGACGAUCGUGCAGCAAGGGUCGCGACCAGAGAAUCCUUGUAUUCUGGGCGUCUUCACGGGCCAAGGAGCACAAUGGGCAACCAUGGGUCGGGCCUUGUACCAGUCGCCUCAGGUGCGCCAGAUCAUCCAGGAGUUGGACGCCUCUCUGCAGGCGCUCCCUGUUGGCGACCGGCCUGGCUGGACUUUGGCCUCCGAGCUCACAGCCGACGCAUCCGUAUCUCGCAUCAAGACGGCGGAAAUCUCGCAACCCAUGUGCACGGCGGUACAAGUGGUCUUGGUUCAGCUGCUGCAAAGCGCCGGUGUUGUCUUUGAUGCUGUUGUUGGACACUCGUCGGGCGAAAUCGCUGCUGCGUAUACUGCGGGAUUCCUGUCUGCCACGGACGCGAUUCGCAUUGCUUACUACCGUGGAUUGUGCGCACAGCUGGCUCAGGGUCCUCGGGGCCAGAAGGGUGCAAUGAUGGCCGUGGGUACAGGAAUGGAGGAUGCACAGGAGCUCUGCGCUGAGCCAGAGUUCCGCGGUCGCAUGUCUGUCGCGGCUGUCAACUCGUCGGCCAGUGUCACUCUUUCUGGUGAUGCUGACGCCAUCGAGCAAGCCAAGGAGAUUCUCGAUGAAGAGAAGAAGUUCGCUCGUGUGUUGGUGGUCGACAAGGCCUACCAUUCUCACCACAUGCAGGCUUGCUCGGAACGUUACCUCUCCUGUCUGGACAAGGCACGCGUCGUUGUCUCAGCGCCGACUGACACCAAAUGCGUCUGGUAUUCUAGCGUCCGCGAGGGUCCAGUCACAGAGGCUGACUUGGCGGAUCUCACGGGUCCCUACUGGAAUGACAACAUGGUCAACCCUGUCCUGUUUGCACAGGCCGUCGAGUCAGCCCUCACUGCCCGAGGCCCAUUCAACAUGGCCGUGGAAGUUGGUCCCCAUCCAGCUCUCCGGGGUCCGGCACAGCAGACAAUUCAGGACCUCCUUGACACUUCCUUGCCGUACACCCCCACUUUGCAACGUGGUAUGAAUGAUGUGGAGGCAAUGGCAGAGUGUCUGGGCUUGCUGUGGCAGGGACUUGCCCCCGGAUCCGUGGAUCUCUCGAGUUACGACGCAUUUCUGUCACAGGGGGCUGUCUCUCGUGUCAUCAAAGAUCUUCCUGGAUAUGGCUGGGAUCAUGACCGUGUGUUUUGGUACGAAUCACGCGUGUCUCGCGCGACUCGUCAACGGACCGCAGCCAGCCAUCCAAUUCUCGGAACCCGCUGUCCCGAUGGCGUUGAACAGGAAUUCCGCUGGCGCAACUUCCUCAGCCUGAAGGAACUACCCUGGCUGACGGGCCAUCGCAUUCAAGGCCAGAUCAUCUUCCCCGGUGCUGGGUAUAUCUCAGCAGCCGUGGAUGCUGCUCGCGCCAUGUCCCGCAAUGAGUCAAUUCAGUUGGUGGAGCUGCAGGAGCUACUGAUUCGCCAGGCUAUUGUCUUCGAGGAUGAAAAUGCCUCGGUGGAAACCCUAGUCUCCAUCACCGACGUGACGCACCACUCCAAGGACAUGGUCCGUGCCCAGUUUUCUUUCUACUCCGCCGUGGGUAAGGAGUCGACGCAGAUGACCUUGAACGCAUCGGGUCGCCUUGUCAUCACUUAUGGUCCGGCCAGGAAGGAUGCACUUCCAAUGCAGCGUCCUUCUCUCGUGGAUAUGGUCGAUGUGCCUAGUGAGCGAUUCUACAACUCAUUGGAUCCCUUGGGGUACAGCUAUACCGGGCGUUUCCGAGCUUUGAAGUCGAUGCAGCGUAAGCUGGGUAUUGCUACUGGUCUAGUGACGCGACAGGAGGCGGCCGACUUGGCGACUGUUACGCUGGAUCCCGCGAUGCUGGAUGCUGCCAUCCAGGCUGUGUUACUCGCAAAGAGCUUCCCCGGUGAUGGUGAACUUUGGUGCUCGCAAGUGCCUAAGGUGAUUCAUCGCAUUGCGGUCAACCUUACCCUAUGCGCUCCGUCUGGCAACGGGGAAGAGUCUACCUUUCCUUUAGACGCAGUCCUCACCAUGAUGAAGGCGUCCGACACUCAAGGUGAUGUUGAUGUUUACUCUGCUGACGGACAGUACACUAUGACCCGUAUGGAGGGUAUCCAUGCGGUUCCCUUGGAAGCCGCCAAUGCAGACCGGGAUCGACCCUUCUUUAGCGGUGUUGUCUGGGGACCAGCCGCCCCGGAUUCGCAGACAGUCAACUUCGACGCUACUGCUACGCCCGAGGAGUAUGAAUUGGCCUAUGUUCUCGAGCGGGUGUCGGCGUUUUACCUGCGGAAAAUUCAUCUCGCCUUCCCCAUGGAUCAUUCUGCGCGGCAUGAAGGGUCUUAUGUGGGGCUGCUCAACUAUGCAACUCAUGUAACCCAGCAGGUGGCCAGUGGUCAUCAUCGGUACACCCAACCCCACUGGGCCCGGGAUACAGCGGCCCUUAUCAAGUCUGAAAGCCAGCGGUUUCCCAACAACGUUGACUUAGCAGUCAUGCACAUCAUUGGCGAACAUAUGGUCGAAGUGAUCAGCACUCGAGCCACCAUCCUCGAAUACCUGACCAAGGAUAAUCUGCUCAGUCGGUACUACGAGCAAGCAAUGGGUAUUGGCCAUUUCAGUGACUACCUUGCCAGUGUGGUUGAGCAAAUUGUUCAUCGGUACCCACACAUGAAGGUUCUGGAGAUUGGUGCUGGUACUGGUAUGGCCACCAAGAAGGUGAUCCAACGGGUCGGACACAGUUUCGGCAGUUAUACCUUUACCGACAUUUCGAGUGGCUUCUUCGAGAAUGCCCGUGAGAUUUUCGCCAGCCAUCAGGACCAAAUGGUGUACAAGGUCCUGGAUGCGGAAAAGGACCCUGUGGCUCAAGGGUUCGGGGAGCAGUCAUACGAUCUCAUUAUCGCCUCUUUCGUGCUUCAUGCUACCAGCCACCUAGAGACGACUCUGCGCAACCUCCGUCGUCUUCUGAAGCCUGGUGGCUAUGUGGUAAUGCUUGAGGUCACCAACCUGGAGCAAAGUCGCCUUGGUUACAUUUUCGGUUCCCUGCCUGGCUGGUGGUUGGGUGCCAAUGAUGGCCGUGUUCUGUCUCCCUGCGUUCCUACCGAAGAAUGGGAUCGGCUGCUCAAGCUGACGGGCUUUUCUGGCGUUGAUACUGUCACCUCUGACGCUGAUGCCCUUCCCUAUCCUGCUUCUGCGAUUGUUUCACAAGCUGUCGAUGAAACGGUCGACUUCCUUCGCAACCCCCUUGCCACCUCUAGCGAUCUUGUGAAUCGUGCCACCCCGGUUGUACUUAUCGGUGGUACCUCCAGCUCCGUACGCGUGCUUCGAGAUCUCGUGAAACAACACCUCGACACCCGGUUCGAUCAGGUACAUGCUGUUGAUCGCUUUUCCGACUUGGUGGCAAUAUCGCCUGCCCUAUCCAACGGCCCUCUUACGCUGAACUUGUCGGACUUGGACGAACCAGUGUUCCAGAACAUAACAGCAGAUUCCCUUGCUGCAUUGAAGCUGCUAUACGAGCGCUCGAACUACGUUCUUUGGGUUACUGAAGACGCGCGUGCUGGCAACCCGCAUCAGAAUCAGAGUUUGGGCUUUGGUCGUUCAAUGAUGGUUGAGAUGCCCCAUGUGCAAUCUCAGUUUUUGGAUCUCGACCGAAUCACGGAGACAUCUAGUGUUGCCUCCAGGAUUGUGGAUGCCGCUCUGCGCUUCGUUGGUGUGAAUAUGCCGGAUCGUGGUGGAGAAGUUGCAAGUGCCGGUCUCCUGUGGUCUACAGAGCCCGAAAUUGCAGUUGUCCGUGGACAGGAACUAUUGCCCCGAAUCAAACUUAACCGGUCUCAAAAUCUGCGAUACAAUGCGUCCCGUCGUGCAAUUGCUGAAGAUGUUGACAUGGACCAGAAGUCUGUCCAGCUCGUGCGUAACGGGAACACAUACGCGUUGGAGCAGGGGUCUACGUCUGGAUUCGGGAAACAGACACCAGGAUACACCAGGAUCCGUGUCGAGGUAUCCUCUCUCAGGACGCUGCGCCUUCGGAGGGGAAAUGACUUGUAUCUUGUCGCUGGUACCGUGCUGGCGACAGGAGAGAAGGUUAUUGGCUUCGCCGAUAAGAAUAGCUCAAUUGUGGACAUUCCUCCCAGUUGGAUGAUGCAUCGUCCAGAUACAUCCCCGACUGCUCUUAUCUUGUCCAUCCUCUGUCGCCUGGUCAGUCGCGCUAUUCUCUCCUCCAUUGCUCCAGGCGGAGUCUUGGUGGUGGCAGAGCCGGAUGAUUUGCUUGCACCCGUCUUGGAAUGGCAGGCGUCCCAGCAAAAGAUCCGGGUUGUAUUUGCCACGACUCGGGAAGAUGCACCCCAGCGUCCGAACUGGGUUGUCCUCCAUUCUCAGGUCCAUGUUCGUUCCUUGCCCAAGCUUGCGCCCACCGAACCAGUUACCAUCCUGGACCUCUCAACAGGCGAGGAACCCAGUGCGCUGGCUCUCAAGUUGCGCGCCUCGUUACAUCCAGCCUCGGCCUUUGAACGACUGACUUCCUGGUUCAGUGAUCAUGCCCAGCACGGCGAGGUUCACAUUCCAGCCGAAGCAAUGUUGACCAUGUCUAGACCUCCUAUGAGCCCCCCGGCUUCCGACAGGGUCAUCGCAAGCCACUCUUUCCCUGUCACGGAUGUUUCUCAGAUCUCCGCAGCGCGAUUUCCGUUGACCGCAGUGGACUGGCAGUCGACCUCGCACAUUCCUGCCUUGAUUCGACCUGUUGAUCACUACCCUAUGCUGAAGGCUAACAGGACAUACUGGCUAGUCGGACUCACGGGAUCUUUAGGAUUGUCUCUCUGUGCAUGGAUGAUCCAGCAAGGAGCGCGGAAUGUGGUUUUGACUAGUCGAAACCCGAAGAUUGACCCGAUUAUUCUUCAAGAACUGAGAUCAUCUGGUGCACGCGUGGAGAUCUACGCCGGUGACGUGACAAACCGGGAGAGUCUACGUGGUGUAUACGAUCGCAUCUGCCAGACUCUCCCUCCUGUAGCGGGUGUAGCCCAAGGCGCUAUGGUCCUCAUAGACACGAUGAUCAAGGACAUGGAGAUUGACGCCAUGCAGAGAGUUCUGCAGCCUAAGGUUGUGGGCAGUAUCAACCUGGAUGAACUCUUCUCGGCUGAGCGCCCUCUCGACUUCUUCAUCUUUUUCUCCUCCGCGACCUGUGUCACUGGAAAUAUCGGGCAAUCGAACUACGCUGCAGCGAACAUGUUCAUGACCGGUUUGGCGGCCAACCGUAAACGCCGUGGCCUGGCGGGAUCGGUCAUGAACAUCGGUGCCAUUAUGGGUGUCGGAUACGUCACCCGUGAGACCAGCGAAGCCCUCCAGCGCAAUCUGCUGAAGAGUGGCCACGUUUGGAUGUCCGAACAAGACUUCCAUACCAUCUUUGCCGAGGCCAUCUUGGCAGGUACACCUGGCUCCGACGUAAAUGUCGAGAUCACCUGUGGUUUGAGAAUCACCAACGCUUCCGAGGAACAGCGGCCUCUCUGGUCUUUUAACCCGCGCUUCCAGCAUCUAGUCGUCAUGGAAGACCGGGUGGAAGAGACAGAUGGACAGGACAAGAAGGGAAUGUCUCUCAAAUUACAGCUGCGCGAGGCUCGUACGGCAGACGAGAUCUACGAGGCCGUGAAAGAAUGUUUCAUUGCCAAAUUGCAGAUCAUGCUCGGACUGGACGAUGCAGCGACCAACUCGAUCACAUCCAAGGCAGCUGAUGAGUUGGGAAUUGACUCGUUGAACACCGUCGACAUUCGUUCCUGGUUUCUCAAGGAGAUGAAGGUCGACAUCCCCGUCCUGCGCAUUCUGGGUGGUGCUACCAUUGGAGAGCUCAUUAAGUUUGCCUUGGAGAAGCUGCCAUCCGAAAUGACUCCCAGUCUGGGUUUGGCUCCUACUGCUGGCGCUGCUUCAAAGGCUGCAUCUCAACCCAAACCCAAGCCCAAGCAGAACACCUCAAAGUCGGUUUCGCCCGCACGCUCGGCGGAUGCAUCCUCCUCACAGACUAGCGAGGCGACCAGCCCUUCAGUUCACAUGGAGGAAGUGCCGAAGCCUCUCAAAUCUCUUGCUCCUCUUCCCAAGGCUGAUGUCGUCAGCACGACUGCUCUCUCGGUCCGCAAGGAACCACUCUCUUUCGGACAGUCCCGCUUCUGGUUUUUGAAGCUCUACCUGGAAGACCAGACUACCUUCAACAUCACCUGUCUCAUGCGGAUGACGGGACCUUUAUCUGUCGAUUCUCUGUCUCGCGCUGUCACUGCCGUCGGACAGCGUCAUGAAGCCCUCAGAACAUGUUUUACCGUCGAAGACGGACAGUCUCCUGUGCAGACAAUUCUUCCCGAGUCAACGCUCAGGUUGGAGCGCCAGGAGUACCGGAUCAUGGCCGAUGUCAAUGCAGCGACGAAGAAGUUGACCCAGCAUGUGUACGACCUCGAAUCUGGCAAGCUCAUGCGAGUCAUUUUGCUCUCCUCCGCGUCUGACAGCUCCGUCCACUAUGUUCUCAUUGGUUACCAUCACAUCAACAUGGACGGAGUCAGCCUGGAAGUCUUCCUUGCCGACCUCGAAAAAGCCUAUCGGGGUCAAGCCCUCAGCUCUGACCUUCUGCAGUACCCUGACUAUGCCGCCAAACAACGCCAGGAACGCAACCAAGGGGCGUGGCAAGAGGACCUGACCUUCUGGAAAAAUGAGAUAACUGACAGCAAUCUGGAGUUUCCCCUUCUGCCUCUGGCCUCUGUUGCCAUUCGCAAACCUCUUACUCGGUACAGUCAUCACCGCGUCGAGCAGCGCUUGGAUGCUGGGCUUGGUGCUCAGGUCCGCCAGCUGUGUCAGUCUAUCAAGACGACUCCUUCGCACUUCUACCUCGCUACGUUUACCGCUCUGCUCGCCCGCCUCGCUCAGACCCGUGAGGUCUGGGUGGGCAUGGCGGACGCGAACCGCAUCCAGGCCGAAACUGCUGACAGUAUCGGCAACUAUCUGAACCUUCUGGCUCUUCGCAUGCAAUACGAUCCCGAGCAACCGUUCGCAGCCAGUGUGCAGGCGGCACGCAAGACGUUCUACGGAGCACUUGCGCAUUCGCGCGUUCCCUUUGAUGUUGUGCUCUCUGAGCUGCAGGUGCCUCGGUCGUCCACCCACAGUCCGCUAUUCCAGGUCUUCAUGGACUACCGUCAGGAUGUCCGAGAGAAACGCAUGUUUGGGGACUGCCAGUUUGAGGGUGUCGAAUAUGAGAUGGGUCGGACCGCAUAUGACAUUGCUCUCGAUGUGGUGGAUACCGCAGACGAUGGGCCUCUGAUCAUCAUGGGCCUGCAAGAGUCGCUCUACAGUCCUGAUGCCGCCCAGACGCUGCUCAAUAGCUUCUUGGCUAUGGUCCGUGCAUUUGCCCAAGACUCCAAGCAACCUGGAGGUCAUGUCUCCUUGUUCGGCGCGUCGGAUAUUGAAAAGGCCCUGGCUUUAGGCAAUGGUUCUCUUGUCCCGUCUCAGUGGCCGGCGACGCUUUCCCACCGCAUUGAUGAGAUGGCGAAGCAAUAUCCUGAGAAGCUGGCAUUGAAUGACGGCGAUAAGCUGCGACUUACGUUCCAGGAGAUGAGCCAGCGAGCUGACUCGAUCGCGUCUGCUUUGCUGAGUGCCAAUGUCAGCCGCCAGCAGCGCGUGGCCGUCUUCCAACACCCAUCCAGUGACUGGAUUUGUUCAAUGCUGGCUAUUCUCCGGGUUGGUGCAACAUAUGUUCCUCUUGACCUGCGCCUGGAGCUGGCUCGGCUGCGUUCGAUUGUCCAGGACUGCGAGCCGACUGUUCUCCUAGUCGAUAGCCACACCCAAUCCCAGGUAUCGGAUUUCAUGCGUACUCGUCCCGCACUGACCAUCAAUAUUGGAGACCUGCCACGCGUGGCUCCCUUCCCAGUCAUGAACCGUGCUGCGGCCGAAGACGAGGCGGUCAUUCUAUACACCAGUGGCUCCACAGGAAAUCCUAAGGGCAUUCCGCUGACCCAUGAGAACCUUCGGGUCAAUAUUGAAGGCAACCAGGCCGAGUUCCAAUUUGGCCCGAAUGACUCUCUUUUGCAGCAGAUUGCCUUCAGCUUUGACUUUUCCGUCUGGCAGAUCUUUAUGGCACUAGCCAACGGUGCCUCUCUUUUCAUCGCUCCUGCCACCCACCGCGGAGACCCCGUCGCUCUCAUGGAUCUUGUCGUUCGCGAGGGCAUCACCAUCACUGGCGCGACCCCUUCUGAGUAUCGCAGCUGGUUCCAACAUGGCGAUCUGGCCCGCCUCAAGACAUCGCAGUGGACAACCGCCGUGAGUGCCGGAGAGGCCAUGACCACCAACAUGAUUCGUGAUUUCCAAGAACUUAACAAAUCUGAUUUGAGACUUGUGAACGGAUACGGACCCACCGAAGCCAGCAUGUCGUCGAACAAGCUUGUUGUGCCUUAUCUUACCAACAAGGAUCAUCCUGAGGAGUGGAUGGAGAAGGGAGCUGUAGUAGCAGGCUACACGGCUCCUAAUUACUCCAUCUACAUUGUCGAUGAAGCCAUGAACCUUCUUUCAGUUGGCCUCCCAGGUCAGAUCCUGAUCGGUGGCCCGGGUAUUGCAUCGGGUUACCUCAACAACAAAGAGCUCUCCCGCACCAGAUUCAUCGAUGAUAAGUAUGCUAGUCCUGAGCAGCGAGCCUCCGGAUGGCGAUGGGCGCACCUGACAGGUGACCGAGGACGUCUUGGUGCUGAUGGACGCCUGCGUGUCGAAGGCCGCAUUGAGGGUGAUACUCAGGUCAAGCUGCGCGGUUACCGCAUUGACCUGCAGGACGUUGAAGCCGCCAUCUCGAACGCGUCACCCGGUGUUUUCAAGGACCUGGUCGUCUCGCUCCAUCAAGCGACUCAAGCUCUCGUCGCACAUGUUGUGUUCAGCCAAGAUUACCCGGACCACAAACGCUCUCAGGCGCUCGAGAUCAAGUCUCUCGAGCUCCCGCGGUACAUGUGGCCUGCUCGAGUGGUUUCAAUCGAUCAGAUGCCCGUCACCGUUCAUGGAAAGCUCGACCGCAAGGUCCUACAGACCAUGGACCUCCCCCCCAUCGAGCCAAUCAAGCAGACUUCGACUGCCCAUCUCACCGAGACACAGGCUCAAUUAGUCAAGCUGUGGGAGGAGGUCAUCUCGAAGGACAUUCUGGCCGCUCAUCACAUUGUUGCUGAGUCUGACUUCUUCGCUGUUGGCGGUACCUCGAUGCUUCUGGUGGAACUACAGCGACACAUCAAGAGCCAGUUCAAGAAGGAGAUAGCACUUCCAGAGUUGUUCUCGGCGAACACGGUGCAGAAGAUGGCUCUUCUUAUCCAGCCGCCAGAAGAGGCUGCCACCACUCCCGCUGCUGCCGUGGACGUCGCUCCGCCCUCCUCUCCAACUCCUUCAACCCCGACUACGAUUGACUGGAACGAGGAAAUUCAACUCCCCUGUACCCUUCGCGAGCAGAUCAGCAGCGGCACGCCAGUGCCCGUGCCCGUGAAGAGCUCUGGUCUACGCAUCGUUCUAACCGGUGCCACGGGCUUCAUCGGCCGGGCUCUCCUGCAACAGCUGACUGCCAACCCCGCCAUCAGCACCAUCCACUGCAUCGCCGUGCGCAACCCAUCCGCCAUUCCUGCCCACGACAAGAUCCUCGUUCACGCCGGCGACUUGACUCACGCCUCCCUGGGUCUCGCCCCGGGCGAAGCGCAAGCCAUCUUCCGGGAAGCCGACGCCGUCAUCCACAACGGCGCGGACGUCAGCUUCAUGAAGUCGUACCACUCCCUCCGGCGCACCAACGUCGAAUCCACCAUCGCUCUGAUCCAGAACUCCCUCUCCCGCCACAUCCCCUUCCACUACAUCUCGUCCAGCGGGAUCGCCAACCUCGCCGGCACCACCACCUUCGCCGAGGUGUCGACCGCCAGCUUCACCCCACCACCCGACGCAACCCAGGGCUAUCUCGCCACCAAAUGGGCGUCCGAGCGGCUGCUGGAGGAGGCGCACCGCCGGUUCGCUCUACCCGUCUACAUCCACCGGCCCUCCAGCGUGACGGGGAGUAACGCUCCGCCCCUGGAUCUGAUGGACAAUCUCAUGGCCUACGCGCGUCGUCUCAACGCCGUGCCCAUGCCCGAGCGCUCGUCCUGGAAGGGAUACCUGGAUUUCGUCCCCGUGGAGCAAGUGGUGCGUGACGUCGCGGGAGACGUCCUCUCCGCUGCCGGAACGAUCCCCUCGGCGCGGGCCACCAAGGUGCACUACAUCCAUCACCUUGGCCGUCAGGUCUCUUUGGCUGGCGUGCAGACGUAUCUCGAACGGGAGACCGGUGCCGUGUACCGUGCGCUGAAGAUGGGCGAGUGGUUGGACGAAGCUACACAGGUGGGAAUGGACCCGUUGCUACGCACAUAUCUGGAGAGUAUGGAUAAGGAGGAUGUCAAGGUCGUGUUUCCCCGAUUGGUGGCUAGGAAGAGGCCCGCACCAGUGACUGCGGGUGUGACGAAGGGAGUGAAACCUGGGGAAUCCUGGUUGGAAAAGGGCAAGACGCUGUUGUUUUCUUGGUGAUUUGUUGGUUCUCCCAUCUUCUUGCUCUUUGUACCUUACCUUGUUUAGUUGGAAUAAUGUACUUAUAUAAUCAUUCGUCUGGUCUUGUCUUGUCUAUAUCCUAUCAUGUC